CGAAAAGACGGCGUUUUCAAAACAAUUUGCGACACCUAGAAACUAGCGUAAACAUUUACCAAAACUUUUUGGUAUUUGUUUCAUAAAAAUUACGUUUAAGAUAAGAUCAAAAUGCGAGAAAUCGUGCAUAUUCAGGCCGGGCAAUGUGGUAACCAAAUAGGCGCCAAAUUUUGGGAAGUUAUAUCAGACGAGCACGGAAUAGACCCUACAGGCACCUACCAUGGAGACUCCGACUUACAACUGGAAAGAAUAAACGUUUAUUAUAAUGAAGCCACCGGUGGGAAAUAUGUUCCUCGAGCCGUCCUCGUGGACUUGGAACCUGGAACAAUGGACUCUGUUCGUUCCGGUCCCUUUGGACAAAUAUUUAGGCCAGAUAAUUUUGUUUUUGGACAAAGUGGGGCCGGCAACAACUGGGCGAAGGGUCACUACACCGAAGGGGCCGAGCUGGUAGAUUCUGUUUUAGACGUUGUACGAAAAGAAGCUGAAGGUUGUGAUUGCAUGCAGGGAUUCCAACUGACACAUUCCCUUGGCGGAGGCACUGGAUCUGGUUUAGGAACUCUGCUCAUUUCAAAGAUCAGAGAGGAGUACCCUGAUAGGAUUAUGAACACAUUUUCAGUUGUUCCUUCACCGAAAGUAUCCGAUACUGUUGUUGAACCUUACAACGCCACCCUAUCCGUACAUCAGCUAGUAGAAAAUACUGAUGAAACUUACUGUAUUGACAACGAGGCCCUGUACGACAUCUGUUUUAGGACAUUAAAAUUAACCACCCCAACCUACGGAGAUUUAAACCAUCUUGUGUCAGCCACCAUGUCUGGAGUAACCACCUGCCUGAGAUUCCCUGGCCAGCUCAACUCAGAUUUAAGAAAACUCGCUGUAAAUAUGGUACCAUUCCCUAGGUUGCACUUUUUCAUGCCUGGAUUCGCCCCAUUGACCUCCAGAGGCAGUCAGCAGUACCGAGCCCUCACCGUACCUGAACUGGUGCUCCAAAUGUUCGAUGCUAAAAACAUGAUGGCGGCCUGUGAUCCUCGUCACGGGAGAUAUUUAACUGUAGCAGCAAUAUUCAGAGGAAGAAUGUCUAUGAAGGAAGUUGACGAGCAAAUGUUGAAUAUCCAAAAUAAAAAUAGCAGUUACUUCGUGGAAUGGAUCCCCAAUAAUGUGAAGACGGCGGUCUGCGAUAUCCCCCCGAGAGGUCUGAAGAUGUCCAGUACUUUUAUCGGAAACUCCACCUGCAUCCAAGAGUUAUUUAAGAGGAUAUCUGAGCAAUUCACCGCCAUGUUUAGAAGAAAAGCUUUCUUGCAUUGGUACACUGGUGAGGGUAUGGACGAAAUGGAAUUUACCGAGGCGGAGAGUAACAUGAACGAUUUGGUGUCGGAGUAUCAGCAGUACCAAGAUGCAACCGCCGAGGAAGAGGGCGAAUUCGACGAAGAGGAGGAAGCGGACGAGGGAGAAAAUUAGACGUAAUUUAAUUAUUUAAGACACGCGCCACUUUUCUAAAAUCUACAAGUAUUUUUGUGAUUUAUUAUGUGCCCCCAAAAGACUUAUAUGGAUCAGUCUCUAAUUUACUAUUGGAUGAAUUAAUAAAUAUUUUUUUAUCAUUUUUAUCUGA
Anthonomus grandis grandis is the source of this 1606-nucleotide messenger RNA. Its product is annotated as tubulin beta chain. Bases 112 to 1455 code for a protein of 447 amino acids. Gene Ontology annotation, cellular component: microtubule; cytoplasm. Gene Ontology annotation, molecular function: structural constituent of cytoskeleton; GTP binding; GTPase activity. Gene Ontology annotation, biological process: mitotic cell cycle; microtubule cytoskeleton organization. The record is from RefSeq and is a predicted model, not a curated record. NCBI's taxonomy places the organism in Eukaryota, Metazoa, Arthropoda, Insecta, Coleoptera, Curculionidae. The transcript is spliced from 2 exons.